AUUUAAAAGGAAAUAAAAUGGAUUUGGUCAUAAUAAAAAAGCUGCCCAAGAUCUUCAAGCCAGGAUACCCUAGAUCAACAGAUGAGCUAUCAGCUCAUGAAGAAGCUAAAGGAAAGGAAGUAUUUGACAAAUUUGAUGUCGAUGCUAAGAAUAAAAUAGGUUAUGAAGAGCUAAAGGCCUUGUUUCUAUAUCUCAAUAUCAUUCUCAAGGACGAAAUGUUGGACCAGUACCUCAGAUACUCUAUUAAAUAUGAUGAAGAGAGCAAGUAUAAUGGCAAAGAUACCUCUCAGGUGUUUUCUAGCCUGAAUUACUCCCAAUUCCAAACUGUUUUUAAGUGUAUUUUGACCCAUCAGAGUGAAUAUUUCAGAGCUAUUUACAAUAAACAGGAAAAUGAAAUUGAUUAUGGAGAUUUAGCAACUACUGCCAUCUAUUAUGCGAAGAAAGCUUUUAAAAAGUACAGUUCUAACGGUAAUGAAGAUGCUCAGGAAGAUCUUGAUGACAUUGACGAGGAGCGCUUCAAAGAGUUCCUUGCAAAAGAAAUGGAAGUGGAAGAUCCUGAUUGUGAGAGUUCCAUCGCACAAACCCAAAUCUAAAUGUAGUGAAAGAGAGCUUAUUCAGAUUUUAACAGAGUUAAAUAAAAGUUGCCUGCUAAAACUUAAUCCUUAAUCGAGGGAAAUAAGGUCUUGUUAGUUUAACUAGAGGAAAUUAAAC
Messenger RNA from Moneuplotes crassus, 711 nucleotides. The record is from the annotation of a GenBank genome assembly. NCBI's taxonomy places the organism in Eukaryota, Ciliophora, Spirotrichea, Euplotida, Euplotidae.